UGGGGCCAAUUAAUGACACCUGGUUUACAACAAACCACUUCACUGCAUUCAUGCAUUGCCACAAUGACAAAUGUAGUGCUUAUCCCCUGAGUAAAGGGCAAAAUAGGACACCGAUGGCUUUACUAGCUGUAAUUGUGCUUUUUGUUGUAAGAUGCUGUAGCACAUUGUCAGCUGAAGAGCCUUUGUCCUCUAAUGAAGCCAGUAGUACAGACACCACUUAUGGCUUUGUGGCCUGUGUGAUUGCAGUGCUGUUUUAUGGAAGUUAUUUCGUUCCUGUUAAAACAGUUGAUACCGGUGAUGGAAUGUUUUUUCAGUGGAUUUGCUGUUCAGCUAUAUGGUUUGUUGGACUGGUUACGGACACAUUGUUUCGCCCCUCCAGAGCCCAUCCUGCUGCUAUGCUUGGAGGAGCACUUUGGGCCACUGGAAAUAUAACAGCAGUCCCAGUUGUGAAGUUUAUUGGCCUUGGACUUGGAAUUUUGCUUUGGGGAUCCAGUGGAUUGCUAAUUGGAUGGGCAAGCUCAAGGUUUGGCUGGUUUGGUCUGAAUCCAGAGGAAGUAUCCAAACCAAUACACAAUUAUUGUGGAGCUGGCCUUUGUCUGCUAAGUGCCAUCAUAUUCUUUUUUGUGAAAAGUGAUGUUCAGAAACGCACAUCUGCCGAAUCCAUGCCUUUGUUGAUUGAUGAUAGGAGGUUGAAUCCAGACAGCACAAGCCCCAGUGAUUCAUGGGUGGACACAAUUUCACCAAAGAGCAAGAGAGUGUUUGGCUGCAUCUUGGCCGUAUUUUCAGGUGUCCUUUAUGGUUCUUCUUUUGUGCCUGUUUUCUAUAUUAAAGUCCAUGCCACAACCAAUUCAAGUAUGUUCACUGGAUCCAGUCAGAAUGAAAUUGACUACUGCUUUGCCCAUUACAGUGGAAUUUUCCUCACGAGCACAGUGUAUUUUCUUGCUUAUUGUGCAGUCAUGAAGAACAGGCCUCGGAUUUAUCCCAGAGCCAUCUUACCUGGUUUUUUGAGUGGCCUGAUGUGGGGAUUAGCCACAUAUGCCUGGCUUAUGGCAAAUUACUACCUUAGUGCAGUGAUCACAUUCCCUAUAAUUAAUGCAGGUUAUGGCUUAGUAGCUGCUCUGUGGGGAAGUGUGGUAUUUAAAGAGGUCAAAGUAGGGACUUGGGAACUUGCUGCUGUUUGCUUUGGCUUCUUGUGUUGUUCUGGCUGGCUCCCUGUUAACUGCCUAUUCAAAGAUUUGAGUCUGUACGUUAUGUUACCACAAGGUGGCAACGGUGGAUCAAGUUUUAAGCCAAACUUGCAUAAGGCCUCUGCAGUUGCUUAGUAGCCCUUGAUGUGAUUUGCACUUUCUUGCUCUAGCAUUUUAAUUGCUAUCAAAAUUAAUUCAAGGUUUUGUGUAAGUUCGCACAUAUUUGAAUUAAACGGUUUCCCCUUUCUGGCUAUAGGCUAUGUAUAUAGCUUUGUGUUUAUAUUUGUUGUAUUUUCUCAACUGAGUCUGAAGCUUUUCAUCAGGGUCCAAGAAUUUUUUUUUUGACCACUUAAUUUUCAUGACAUUUUAUCUCUCCAAUAAGACUCUCUGAAGACAGACUGACAAAGGUUGGACAAGCGCUUAUGAAGAUAUGUGUAUAUAAUCUAGAGUACAGUCUAAAGUGCUACAGUUUAAAACAAUGCAUUCCUGAUGUACAUAAAUUACAUAGUCUGCACUGUUGUUCCUGUAUCCUGUUCUCUUUACUGGAGCCCAUCAUUAUUACAUGUUAUUGCUUCACUGAUUGACACCAGUAAAUUCAAGUACAGAACAUGUCAAAACAACAUUGUUUACAAGCAGGUGUGCACAAGCAACUUCUUCCUGGCGGAAUAUGCUAUUGUAAUUCAUUUUUAAGGUCUUCCUGACAGACCUGGUUAAUGAGCUUUCCUGUUUUGUAUUUUAGUAUUGUUGUUGUAAAAAUAGAGAAUAAAAUAAAUCAGCCCAAGAUGGUUUGCUGAAUUAAGAGGGUCUCCCAGCUGGACCAAGCUAGUGGUCAGAAGGUUUUGUUGGUCAGAAGUGCCUUAAACCCUUCUGAAACUUGUGUUUUCCAGCAAGAGUGGAUAAGCGCUCCCUCACUAAGAAAAUAAAAAUACAUAACAUAAACCAGCCUUAUUUGGUUUGCUGGUCCCCCAAACCACACUAAAACCAGCAAACACACCAGCUUGUACUGUUUUAGAUGG
Sinocyclocheilus rhinocerous is the source of this 2203-nucleotide messenger RNA. RefSeq names its product transmembrane protein 144b (gene tmem144b). Gene Ontology annotation, cellular component: membrane. The record is from RefSeq and is a predicted model, not a curated record. The transcript has 12 exons. Gene Ontology annotation, molecular function: carbohydrate transmembrane transporter activity. The coding region runs from base 51 to 1322 and encodes 423 amino acids. Gene Ontology annotation, biological process: carbohydrate transmembrane transport. Lineage: Eukaryota; Metazoa; Chordata; Actinopteri; Cypriniformes; Cyprinidae.